This is a messenger RNA of Rotaria sp. Silwood1, 1245 nucleotides long. NCBI's taxonomy places the organism in Eukaryota, Metazoa, Rotifera, Eurotatoria, Philodinida, Philodinidae. The record is from the annotation of a GenBank genome assembly.
AUGCAAUUUUUAUUAUGUCUUUUCAUAUUCGUUAUUACUUUUCCUUAUGCAACAACCUCUGAUCUAUCAACGAAAUUUAAUGUUACUAUAAAAAUCCCAGGAAAUACGACAUCUCUUAGACAACUACCAUAUAAAACAGUACAUGUAAAAUAUACGUUGCCUAACAGCAAUGAUCAAUGGUCUAUAGUCAGAAUAGAACCAUUUAUUCAAUCAUUAAAUGGAGAGAUUCAACAAAUAACUGUUCAUCUUUGCCAUGUAGCAUCCUAUACGUAUCAAUACGAUACUAUUUGGUAUAAUGAUGAAACAAUUUGUAAAAAUGGUCAUUUAAUGUUAAUUUAUCAAUGGGCAUCAUAUUCAUCGUUAACUCCAUAUGAACUAGCUGAUGGUCAUGGUUUUCAAUUCGAUAAAUCAAAAUUAAUUAUAUUUACGGUUACUUAUUUUAAAGAACAACAAUUGAAUAAUGAUCAAUCAGGAGUUAUUCUUACUAUUUCAACUGUAAUACCACGAUUCUAUAUGGGUACAAUAGUUGUUGGAAAUAAACAACAACGCAAACGUUUUUCAUGUCGUAUAUCAAAUUAUCCUCGUUUAUUAUAUGGUAUACAACCAUUAUUUUCAAAAACUGAUAAUGCACGGUGGAGUAUUUAUAUUAUACGUUAUCGUAUGUUUGGUCGAAAAAUAGUUCAAUCUAUUGUUGAUUCAUCUAUAUUAUCAAAUCAUAGUGAAACUAAUAUGAAAAUUUUAUCAGCAGAUAUAUUUUUAAAACCAGGAGAUUAUUUAAUUAUUGAAUGUGAAUCAAUUUUAGAGGCGCUUUGUAAAUUUUUAAUUUUUUAUAAAUAUAAAAAUAUUCAAUUACAUUAUUUUAUUGAAACUGAUCAUACAUGUCAAAAUAAUGAUUAUCCAAAUUUAUUUGAAUCAAUACCAUCAAAAAGAAUAGUUGGAACAGAUCAAAAUCAAUUAUCGAAAUCGAGUGCAAAUGCACCAAGAAUAUUUUUAUUCAUUAUCGUUUUAUUAAUUGUUAUUUGGAUAUCAAUCAUUUUAGGUUGUGUAAUUAUGCGUCAUGUUUGUGGAUUAGUUAAUUUUCGUCAAGAUUCAUCAACUCAGAUUUUAAAUCGAACUGCAAAAACACCUUUUGUUCGAGAAUUUGCUGCUAAUGAUCAAAGUCAACGACAAAGAGCGAUUACUACUACAGGUGAUCGUAUAGCUCAAAUGGAUGUUGACCAUACUACGGGUUUAAUGAAUGGAUAG